AUGCGCUGUCGCGUGAUCGUUUGUUUGUUUCUGUCAGGAUUUCGUCUUCAUUUCGUUCAUUAUGUCGCGAUUCGGGCGACACGGAGGCGAAACGAAGGUGUACGUGGGUAACCUGGGCACCGGGGCAGGGAAGGGUGAGCUGGAGCGGGCGUUCGGUUAUUACGGGCCGCUGAGGACGGUGUGGAUCGCUCGCAACCCGCCGGGAUUCGCCUUCGUGGAGUUUGAAGAUCCCAGAGACGCUGAGGACGCCGUCAGGGGCCUCGAUGCCAAGGUGAUCUGCGGCUCUCGCGUGCGCGUCGAACUCUCCACCGGAAUGCCACGGCGUUCCCGCUUUGACCGUCCACCGACCCGGCGUCCCUUCGACCCCAGCGACCGCUGCUACGAGUGCGGCGAGAAGGGCCACUACGCUUACGACUGCCACCGCUACGGCCGGCGGCGCUGGAGCAGGUCUCGCUCUCGCUCUCGGUCCAGAGGGAGGAGAUACGGGCGCUCUCGCAGCCGCAGCAGAGGGAGGAGAUCCAGAUCUUUCUCUCCUCGUCGUUCUCGCUCUGGUUCUCCCAGACGCUCCAGAUCUGUGACGCCCAAACGCUCCAGGUCCAGAUCCCGCUCUCGCUCGCGGUCCGGCUCGGCUCCCAGGAGCAGAUCUGGUUCAGCCAGGAGAUCCAAAUCCGGCUCUGCGGCUAGGAGCCGAUCUGCGUCUCGAAGCCCCGCAAGAAGUGAGAGUCCAGAGCGAGACGACUGACGCUCUUCUCAAGAACCUCAGUUUCUCAUCAGACGUUUACUGCAGUACAUACAAAGAUGUGCGUUUGAUUGUAAGGAAGCUCCAGUGAGGAGCGGAAAAUAUUUUGAGUUGAUUUUUCUGUAGCUGAAGAGAGUGCUUUUGUACCUGUUUUUUUGUGUAGCACACACACACACACACACACACACACUGGUUGGGGUUUUGUAUGUGUGUAUUAAAUGAAGUGAAAAAACACUUCCCGUCUGAGAGAUUUCUUCACGCUGUUCCAGCAGGUGGCGCUGUCAUUCAGUACUCUAGAGAGAGCUCUGGAGCUGUUAUACAGUCUGUGUGUCUUCCUGUCAUCUGCUCUGUUUCUCAAGUGUCCUUAGCAGCCUGUGAUAUCCCACAAUCCUGCGCGCACUCUUAUAUUAUUAUAUGUGUGGGUGUGAAUACAAACAGUGAUUUGAAAGUAAAUGAGUUCAUAAAUGUCUGCUGUAACUGUUCUAAUGUUUCAUUCUGACAGUGAAUCGAGGUUUAUGCCUAAAGCUCUCUUGUGUUUGUUCCGUCGAACCUCUUUGAGCUACAGUGUGUCCUUGACGUCCAUAUGA
Molecule: messenger RNA, 1326 nt
Organism: Sinocyclocheilus anshuiensis
Lineage: Eukaryota; Metazoa; Chordata; Actinopteri; Cypriniformes; Cyprinidae
Product: serine/arginine-rich splicing factor 7-like
Exons: 8
Coding region: 62-742 (226 amino acids)
Molecular function (GO): zinc ion binding; RNA binding
Source: RefSeq, a predicted model, not a curated record